Messenger RNA from Prunus avium (sweet cherry), 2789 nucleotides. RefSeq lists its product as uncharacterized. The record is from RefSeq and is a predicted model, not a curated record. NCBI's taxonomy places the organism in Eukaryota, Viridiplantae, Streptophyta, Magnoliopsida, Rosales, Rosaceae.
CUCUAAAUUUCCUAAAUGCAAGGCCUUGCCACACGUCGCAGUUUCUUCCAACCCCCUGCGCCAAAACGACACGCCAAAGGCUCUCACUAGCAGACACCUGUUCACAACAAUUCCAACCGCCACAAUGUUCGAACUAAAGCCAACCCCAAGAACCAAAGAAUUUCCACUUUUCUGUUCCCGAAACCCAAGCCACAGCCAAAACCAAAACCAGAGAAAAGAAUUAUGGAGAAGAAAAUGUUGCUAGAAGUUCAAAAGAAAAGACCCAUUAAGCGUAAUAAGAAGAAACUGCUCAAGAAAGUCAUAGACUAUCUCAUUUCUGACUCUUACAUGUUUGCUCCUCUAAUUUCUCAUCCACCUCACGGCUUUAGCUCACCCAUGAAGACAAGGGCAUCUAUUACAGGAGUGGAAGGAAGGAAACCCAUUAAAGGAAACAACAAGAGGUUGCUGAAGAAGGUUGGGGACUAUCUGAAGUCUGACUCUUACAUGUAUGCUCCCCUGCUUGCUUCACCUCCAUCAGCCAGUACUAGUAGCCCUCCUAAAGAUUCCCCAUGAAAGUUGUCUUAAUCAGCCAAACAAAAUCAUGCGUGAAUCAUGUUUGAUGCAUGUGAUCAAGCAUAGCAACUUAAGAUGUUAGGAGUGGUGGUGGUUAUUUAAUUUAUACUUUAAAAACUUGGAGCUGGUGAAGUAUGACUGGUCAAAAUUAUAUCGAAAAAGAAAAGUAAGAAGAAGUUAGUCGAAGGUAAAUAUGACUUGGGGCUCCAAAAUGAGUUAUGAAGCAUGUUACUUGAUAUUGUAAAUUUAUGGUACUUAUGUUGGUGUCAAGAAAAUAAUCAUAUUUAUAGGAUGAGUGGCUGUAGUCAUAAUGUUUAUCACUGUAAAGUUAUUAAAAGAUUUUACAGCCAAGUUCUAAAAGAAGUAAAAGGAAAAUAUUUAUGACCCAGUUCUACCUAAGCUGGGUCUACCUUGGAGGGGAUCUUGACACUAUUAUGUGUGUCUGUGCAUGUGUGUUACUGUUUACUGAACAGUAGGAGAGAUGGCCAACAAUCUCUUGCUUUUCUUAUUAACGUUUGGAAGUUUUUUGGGUUUUGUAGAGAAUGUGGUACCAACCUUUUAAUCGAAAGAACAUCUAUUAGAAGGCAUAUGUACAUGUGUGUGUGCCUAUGUGUGUGUGUGUGUGUGUGUGUGUGUAUAAAAGUUGGGAAAAAAUACAUCUGUGGCACUGCCAAUCUUUGGUGUUUUCUGCAGUUAGAGUGGAGUUAAAAAUGAAGAAACUCUUAAAAAUGUUGUUUUUAUACUUUAAUUAGCUGAACUUUUGGGUGGUGUUUACCUGAUGUAGGCCUCUUCUUGAAAUGCAUCCAGGUACACCCAGUUGGCCUAGAUAUAAGUUAGGCACUGAUUUGAAGUACGUCGUUGGAGCCUUCCAAGUUUAUUGGCAUUCACAAUAGAGUUUCACCUUUUUCCUGUUUGAUUGGGUAAUUAACAUAAGAAUCAAUUGAUGGGGUCAAGUUAUGAGAAACCAUUGGUGCAAAAGCAGCAUCAAUUGCUAAGCGUGCUUUUGAUACCAUUAAAUAUGUUGAUGCCCAAAAUUGGACACAACUUAUAGAAGGUCUACCUCAGUCGCGUGGCCCCUUCGGCAGAGGUGUGGUACCGGCCGAAGGCUCUCCGAUGCUAAAGUUAGCUUAAGGAUAGAGAAGAUAAGUAAUUGGAUAGAGUUCUCUAAGUUUACUAUUACUUUGUGCAUUAGUGCAAGAGCCCUAUUUAUAGGCAAAAGGGGUGGAGCACCUUGGGUUAUAGUUUCGAUGUGGGACUGUGGACAUAGCUCUAGGGGUCGUCAUGUGUCCACAUGAAAGUGGCAUGGCAGGUACCUUCAUUGAGCCGGAUCGGCAGGUGAGGUUGCCAAGGGCUCACCCCUGCUGAUGGUACUUACGAGUUCCAGUGACUAGGCGGGGCCAUGUCGGCUUCUGCUCUGUGGGCCAUUUGUUCCACGUGUCCAGUUGAGAGGGUUUGGUCAAAAUAUAUUCAGAGUUAUGCUAUGAUAAAAUAUGAGUUAUGUUGGUGCCUCUGCCAUAGGUUUUUGUUGGUUCUAUAUUCUUUAAGCAUAUAGGAUUAUAUUGCAAUUUAGAUUGUGGUUUCCUAGAACUUUCAGAUAAUAAUUUAUACACAGGAAAAGCAACCUCACAAAGAUGUGAGACCUUGACAGUGGCUCAAGGAGUGACAAAGCUGAUGCUUAGAAUUUUGUUUUCUCUUUUUGUUUUAUUUUCAUACACCUUUGAGAUUGAAACUCUCAUCAAAUUGAAAUUCUAUCUGUCCAUCCCAUGUUUUGGCAAUUUUCGAUAAAUUUUUAUUUUUGUGAGAUAAAUCAAGGCUAGAGAAAUGCUAAGGGUAGCUGCCGGUGAUUUGCAUGUGUGAGUGAACCCAUGCAUUAGAACUUCAUGUAGAACAGGCAGUCAGGAUUGCUCAGCAUUCCUUGAAUUGGAAGGCCGUUGAGGAGGAAGCAGUAUUGUAGCCAGAAAUCUACUUUUUAGUAUGUUGGUUCUGGCAACUGAAAUCACCUAAACUUGUGAGGUACUGAGGGCUUCAGGUGCGCAAUGUAAUGUAAUAUGCAUCACAGUGAGCAUACAAGUUGCAAAAGUCUGAUGUUUGGCCUGCUCUUUACUGAGCACUCAAACAGUAUUCUGUUUGUUAAAAUAGAGACUCUGCUUCCUUUUGUUUUCCUCCUCUUUGGUAAGCUUGGAGGGAAAAAAUAAUUAGAACAGUGAGCCACCGCCAGAAGACCAUUUAACAAAUAU